AUGGGUGGCUUUGCCGGAGGCCUCGGUGGAGGACAUGGCGGUGGCCACGGUGGUGGAGGUGUCCUACUGAAGGGCAGAUUUAGCGGAGGCUUCGGCGGUGGACUAGGCGGCGGCCAUGGCUUUCACAGCGUUCAAGCUCUACAAGGACCCACGUACCUAGUUAAGACAGUUCAUCACGUCCACAAGCUCCACGGUGGUGGUGGGCAUCUUGGAGGACACGGUGGAAGCUUCGGUGGCGGCUUCGGCAGCGGCCACAAGGUCGUUUUUCUCGGUGGUCAUGGACACGGUUGGCAUGGACGCUAA
Molecule: messenger RNA, 303 nt
Organism: Ornithodoros turicata
Lineage: Eukaryota; Metazoa; Arthropoda; Arachnida; Ixodida; Argasidae
Product: holotricin-3-like
Exons: 1
Coding region: 1-303 (100 amino acids)
Source: RefSeq, a predicted model, not a curated record